UGAAUUUAGUACAAUUUUAAUUUUUGUAGCGAAGCGACCGAUCGUAGCUUUUUUUAAUUUUUGUAGAUAGAUACACAAAAUUUUGUUUCUUUUUCCGGCAGAUUAAAAAAUCUUCUUAUUAUUAUUUGUUUGAUUUAAUUUAAAAUUUUUUUAAAGAGUACAAAAAUAGACUGAAAACAUGGCAACUAAAAUUGAAGGUUAUACUUUGGGUAAAUUAAUUCAAGAGGGUAAAACAAAGCAAGUUUAUGAUCUUCCGGAGCACCCUGGUUUGUGUUUGCUAUUGAGCAAAGAUCGUAUAACUGCUCAGGAUGGUUUGAGAUCGCACGACUUAGUGGGCAAGGCUGAAAUCUCGAAUAAAACAAAUGGAAUGGUUUUCCAGAUAUUAAAUACAUGUGGUCUUAAUACUGCGUAUGUGAAACCAUGUUCGCCUACUUCGUUUAUUGCGAAAAAAUGUGCCAUGAUACCUAUUGAGUGGGUUACCAGACGUCUGGCUACUGGAUCGUUUUUAAAGAGAAAUCCGGGUGUACCUGAAGGUUACAGAUUUGCUCCACCAAAGCAGGAAACCUUCUUCAAAGAUGACGCAAAUCAUGAUCCUCAGUGGUCUGACGAACAGAUCUUAUCAGCUAAAUUGACAUUUAAUGGAGUUCUCAUUGGUCAAGAUGAAAUCGAUAUCAUGCGUAAAAUGAGCAUCAUGGUUUUUGAGGUUUUGGAGAAGGCAUGGGCAACAAGAGAUUGUGCAUUCAUUGACAUGAAGGUCGAAUUUGGUAUUGACGAAGAAGGAAACAUAGUUUUAGCUGACAUCAUCGAUUCAGACUCAUGGCGUUUAUGGCCUGCUGGAGAUAAAAGACUACGCGUCGACAAGGAUGUUUAUCGCCAGCUAACAUCAGUCUCCGACACUGACUUAAAUACAAUUAAAAAGAAUUUCGCCUGGGCUUCGGAACAGCUUGAAGGUAUCAUUCCAAAAAACGAUCAUUUGGUUGUUAUUCUUAUGGGAAGUGCAUCGGAUACAGCUCAUUGUGAAAAAAUUGCCAAAGUCUGUCAAAGUUUGGGAUUAAAUACCGAAUUGAGAGUAACUUCGGCGCAUAAAGGUCCUGAGGAUUCACUGAAAAUAAUGAGAGAUUAUGAAAGUGUCAUAAGUAAAUUAGUAUUUAUUACUGUUGCUGGACGUUCCAAUGGACUGGGACCAGUGCUGUCAGGAAAUACCACAUAUCCUGUCAUCAAUUGUCCUCCAUUGAAGCCAGAGAAUUUCCAAACUGAUGUUUGGUCCAGUUUAAAUGUACCCUCAGGUCUGGGAUGUGCUACAGUUUUGUAUCCUGAAGCAGCUGCAUUGAAUGCAGCACAAAUUUUGGGAUUGAGCAAUUAUAUUAUUUGGGGAAAGUUGCGUUCUAAACAGAUUGACAAUUUAUUAACUUUGAAAAAGGCUGAUAAAGUUGUGCGAGGAGUUCGAGGUGUUAACUUGGAUUAAAUUAGAUUUUUGUUUGGUAAAUAACAUUUUUAAUAAAAAAUAUCAUAUAUAAUAUAUACAAAAAA
Messenger RNA from Eupeodes corollae, 1530 nucleotides. It is a transcript of the gene Paics, whose product is annotated as bifunctional phosphoribosylaminoimidazole carboxylase/phosphoribosylaminoimidazole succinocarboxamide synthetase. The transcript has 6 exons. Gene Ontology annotation, biological process: 'de novo' IMP biosynthetic process. The coding region runs from base 179 to 1465 and encodes 428 amino acids. NCBI's taxonomy places the organism in Eukaryota, Metazoa, Arthropoda, Insecta, Diptera, Syrphidae. The record is from RefSeq and is a predicted model, not a curated record. Gene Ontology annotation, molecular function: phosphoribosylaminoimidazolesuccinocarboxamide synthase activity.